AAGUCUCCCCACGGAAAUAUUUACACGUCAAUUCCUGGCAGAGGAGAACUGGUUCUCUUCAGUAGUGUCCGGUGGGGACGACGACACAGGCUCCGACACCUUCCGCAGGAGCGGCUGCCUCACCUGGGUUCGGCCCCUGGUUGCGGGCAAACCCAGAGAGUCGGCACCGCCGAGCGCGCAUCCCGGGAGGCGCCUGGAGCGGGCGGGCUACGCCGGAGGACGCUGGGAGCCGCGAGCGGAGGCUGCUGCCGCGCACGCGCAAAGGCAGGGCUGCGCUACCUCGGAGCAUCUCGUCGCAGCGCGGAGACCCGCCCGCAGAGGCGAGAGGGCGAAGGUGUGCGGUACAGGCAGGGUUCCUGAGAGUGGAGGACACCUGUGCAUCUGUUUAACCUCCCAUCACAGUUUCCAGCAGUUUCCUCAUCAAAGUGGACAAGCCAAGGCAGGACUCUCUGCCUUGUGGGCUGCACCAGAGUUCCCCAGAAAGGAACACUGAAGCCAUCAUGCUCCAGCAGCUCCUGAUCACCCUGCCCACCGAGGCCAGCACCUGGGUGAAGUUACACCAUCCAGAGAAGGCCAAGGAGAGGGCACCCGUGUGGGAGGAUGUGAUGAAGAUAUUUGAAGGAGAAGCUCUGCCAUUGCAGGAUGCUGAUGAGACCCUGAGAGAAUGUUUUGAGGAUGAGGUGACCUCUGGGUCCCUAACAGCAGAACCCCAGGAACUGUUGACCUUCAAGGACAUAUGUGUGGACUUCACCCAGGAGGAGUGGGGGCAGCUGGCCCCUGCUCACCGGAAUCUGUACCGGGAGGUGAUGCUGGAGAACUAUGGGCACCUGGUCUCAGUGGGAUAUCAGCUUUCCAAACCUGGUGUGAUUUCCCAGUUGGAGAAAGGCGAAGAACCAUGGCUGACGGAGAGAGAGGUUUCAGGAGGUCCGAGUCCAGACUUGGAGAGCAAAACAGAAACCAAAGAGUCAACUUUAAAGAAUGACAUUUCAUGGGAAGAAUUACACCAUGGCUUGAUGAUGGAAAGGUCCACAAGAGGAAGCACCUUGAUUUCCACAUUGGGAAGAGUCUCCAAAUGUCAUAAGUUAGAAAACCACCAGGAGAACCAAGGAAUGGGUGAGGGGCAAAUCCCCUUGAUCCGCAAGAAAACACUCACUCAGGAGAGAGGCCAAGAACCUAACAAAUUUGAGAAAAGUAUUAAUGUGAGCUCAAAAGUUGUUCCCGGACCAAUAGGUCCUUCAAGAAGAAGACACCAUAAAUAUGACCUAUCUGGAAAGAAAAAUAGAUACAAUUUAGAUUUGAUUAAUCAUUCAAGGAGUUAUACAAGGAUGAAAACCUUUGAAUGUAGUAUUUGUGAAAAAAUCUUCAAACAGCUCAUUCAUCUUACAGAACAUAUGAGAAUUCAUACUGGAGAGAAACCUUUCAGAUGCAAGGAGUGUGGAAAAGCCUUUAGCCAGAGUUCAUCCCUUAUUCCACAUCAGAGAAUCCACACUGGUGAGAAACCCUACGAGUGUAAGGAAUGCGGGAAAACCUUCAGACAUCCAUCAUCUCUUACUCAACAUGUUAGAAUUCAUACUGGGGAGAAGCCCUAUGAAUGUGGUGUAUGUGAGAAAGCAUUCAGCCAGAGCAUUGGGCUGAUCCAGCAUCUGAGAACUCAUGUCAGAGAGAAGACUUUUAAAUGCAAAGACUGUGGAAAAGCAUUUUUUCAAAUUAGACAUCUUAGGCAACAUGAGAUUAUUCAUAGUGGUGUGAAACCUUAUAUUUGUAAUGUGUGCAGUAAAACCUUCAGUCACAGCACAUACCUAACUCAGCACCAGAGAACUCAUACUGGGGAAAGACCAUAUAAAUGUAAGGAAUGUGGGAAAGCCUUUAGCCAGAGAAUACAUCUUUCUAUCCAUCAAAGAGUCCAUACUGGAGUGAAGCCUUAUGAAUGUAGUCAUUGUGGGAAAGCCUUUAGGCAUGAUUCAUCCUUUGCUAAACAUCAGAGGAUUCAUACUGGAGAAAAACCAUAUGAUUGUAAUGAAUGUGGAAAAGCCUUCAGCUGUAGUUCGUCACUUAUUCGACAUUGCAAAACACAUUUAAGAAAUACCUUCAGCAAUGAUAUAUGAAAUAUGUUCAACAUCAGAAAAUCCCCAAAUUGGAGCAAAAGCCUCUAAAUCAGUGGUUUUCUGACUUUUGGAUUUCAAGAACCAAUAAUUAUUUUUACUGAUUUGAUCCACUACUACAACUUCUAAAUUUUGCCACAUUUUUUUAGAAAAGAUUUUGCCAGCAUUGUUUCAGAAAAGAAAGGGCAUUGUAAUACUUAAAAAUAUAGGAAAGAUAUAAUCAUGAAGAACUGCCCUUUACACUGAAUUAAAUGAGCUUUAUGAAAAUCUCCCCAGUUUGUCUUUAUUUUUCUCAUGUCACUGUGGGCCAGUGAAAUCAUCAUGGCAGGUCAGUGAUCUGUGGAUUGGCUUUGAGAAUCACUGUUUUAAAUAUCCCUUUAAUGAAUCAAAAUAUAUCAUAAUUUUUAUUAGAGCCCUUUAUAUGCCUAGAAGAGUAUAAAUUAAAAUGUCAAUUGUCUCAUUUCUAGAAGAAAUAAUGUUAAAGGGAGUUUUCUAGACUUGAUAGAUAAUGUACUAUACAUGAAGUACUUACAUUUUAUGGUUUCUAGUAGAGAGGAAUUGGCAAACUUUUUCUGCCAACAGCCAGAUAGUAAAUAUGUUAGGUUUUAUAUGCCAUAUGGCCUCGGUCAGGACUGCUCAUCUCUACUGUUUCAGUGUAAAAGCAUCUAGAGGCAAUGUAUAAACCAGGGCAUCUCAGCCUUGGCACUGCUGAUAAUUGGGGCCAGAUGCUUUGUUAUGGGCAGCUGUCCUGUGCUUUUUAGGGUGUUUAGCAGUAUCCCUGGCUACUAGAUAUUAGUAGUCCUCCCAACCAUUGUGACAACCAGAAAUUUCCCCAGACAUUGCUAGCCCCCUGUGGGGCAAGACAGUCUCUAGCUGAGAAACACUGACGUAAAUGAAUGGGUGUAUCUGUGUUCCAAUAAGCUUUAUUUAAAAGACA
This is a messenger RNA of Vicugna pacos (alpaca), 3039 nucleotides long. The record is from RefSeq and is a predicted model, not a curated record. NCBI's taxonomy places the organism in Eukaryota, Metazoa, Chordata, Mammalia, Artiodactyla, Camelidae.